Eurytemora carolleeae is the source of this 2922-nucleotide messenger RNA. RefSeq names its product opioid-binding protein/cell adhesion molecule. The coding region runs from base 170 to 1711 and encodes 513 amino acids. Gene Ontology annotation, molecular function: protein binding; axon guidance receptor activity. The transcript is spliced from 15 exons. Gene Ontology annotation, cellular component: plasma membrane; axon; neuronal cell body. NCBI's taxonomy places the organism in Eukaryota, Metazoa, Arthropoda, Copepoda, Calanoida, Temoridae. Gene Ontology annotation, biological process: synapse organization; homophilic cell-cell adhesion. The record is from RefSeq and is a predicted model, not a curated record.
CAGUCUAAUACCCGGAGUCAUAACCUGAACAUGCCAGGAUCAGAGCGAAGCAACUAAACCCAACCCCGGUGAUAUUAAACCGCGAGAAGAUACCAGAACUUCUAAUAUAUUGCAAUAAAAAUACCAACAAUAACCUUUUAUUGGUCGACAAAUCUAAAACGGCAACGAAAUGAAAAAAGAAGAAUUUUCUCUAACUUCCAUACUUUUUAUCCUUAUCCAUACUGUUGCUGCAAAAGAAGAUGAUGGUGUACAGUAUAGGAUGAUAGGAGAAGAAACAAUUCAUAAAAUUCCUGUUGGAUCAAAACUGUUUUUAGAAUGCCCUCUUCAGCAGAUAUCAACUAGGCCUGGAACUAUAAUGCUAUGGAAGAAGGGGCAUAGAGUCCUGACAGCAGGAAUUAUGAAGGUUAGACGUGAUGCUAGGUUGGAGUUGGUCGGAGACAACCUUGAGAUCUCCGGUAUCGGAGUUCAUGACGGAGGAAGAUACAGCUGUGAGGUCGAAACCGAUUCAGCUGAACCUCUAGCUGUAGUUCAUAUUGUAGAAAUACUAGUUCCUCCUUCAGUUCGAACUGAACCUAGGAGCGGAGAAAUAACAGUUAGAGAAGGAACCAGUGUUUCUUUAGAGUGCAGAACGAACGGGAACCCUACUCCUGGUGUGACCUGGAGUAGGGACAAUGAACCCGUCCUUCCCGGGUUGGAGAGGAGAGGGAGUAGAAUAGAACUAAGCAGUGGAGGAAUGAUUCUAACUCUUCACAAUGUUGACAGGAGACACAGUGGCAAAUACAAAUGUCUGGCCCAUAACGGAGUAGGAGAGGAUGGUGAGGGACUUAUCAAGCUUCAUGUUCUUUAUUCUCCAGUUGUCAAGGUUGCAGAAGAGGUGGUGGAAGGGGGUACAGGAUACAGAAGAGAACUAUCUGUAUUGUUUAAGGUUGCUGAAGAGGUGGUGGAAGGGGGUACAGGAUACAGAAGAGAACUAUCUGUAUUGUUUAAGGUUGCAGAAGAGGUGGUGGAAGGGGGUACAGGAUACAGAAGAGAACUAUCAUGUAUUGUUCAUGCUGAACCUAAACCUGAAGUUACUUGGUAUAAAAACUCAAUGCUCUUGGAUCUUGGAACCAGGUACGGAAUAGGUCGAGAAGCGAAGAAAUAUAACCUUAUUGUGAAGAAGGUAGGAGUUGAGGAUUUUGCAAACUACUCUUGUCACGCGGUAAACAGCCUGGGCAGAACCAAGGGAACCAUUCAACUCAGAGGUAACCCCUGUGCUCCUGUGUUCCUGAACAAGGUUCUGAACCUGGGUCCAGGUUCCUACCGUGUAUCCUGGGAGACCCGGAGCUAUGAAGAUAUCCUGGAAUAUAGACUGUUCUAUAGACAAGACGAGAGUUCUCCUGACGAUCCUCUUCAUUGGAGUACUGUCAUUAUUAACGGUCCCCAGCCGGGGGCUGAUACUCCUUUAAUUCAGCAGUUCCCCUUGACUAACCUACAGGAGGGAGCAGCAUAUCAGACGAAAGUGAUGGCAAGAAACCGGUUUGGUUGGUCAGAGUACAGUCCUGUGUUUUCAUUUAUAACCAGUCUACGGAGUACAGAUCCUCCUGAGGUUGAAAAUGGAAUGAGUAAGCUGCCUGAAACCUGGAUCUAUGCAAGCAGUUCAACAUUUAAUCAUCCCAUGCUUCCGCUGCUCUUUUCUAACCUUUUUAUUCAACUUUUUAUCAGACGUUAGAUACUUAUUGUUUACCUUCAAGGGACUAAUUGCAGUGAUAUGCAAAAACAAUGGAGGACAUGCACUUAAUAUAAUGCCUUUUAGUUAAAAAAAAAAAAUUUUGUUUUUCCGAUGGUUUGAUUUGGCGAGGAAAAUACAAGAUUUAAAAUGCAAAAUGUCUAUGCAAAAAUUUCUAAAGCUUAUUAUUUUAACUAUUUUUUGCAUAAUUCAAAGUUUGUUUUGUAAUGUUUAAUCAGUUUUUUGAAUUUAAUUGAAUUUUAGUCAUUCAAAAACAAGCAGAGCAGGGUCUAGAAAUACAGAGCAGGGUCUAGAAAUGACCAUCUCCUUAUUGGUGGAAAUUUAAAUUGUUGGUACAGAUUUUGAAAAAAAUAUGACUAAAACAAAAAUUUAAAAAUUAAAUUUCGAAAAUUCGAUUUGUUUUGGAAUGAUCCAUAAUACAAAGAUGUGUUGCAAUUAUUGUACACUUUACAGGAAUUGUACUAACAUUUGUACAUAAGUAGUUUUGUUUAAAUCAUUUUAUUAAAUAUGUCAAGAUUCUUAAACAUAAAAACCUGUUUUAACUGAAAAGUGUACAUACAUUAUCAUUAAAAAGUAACAUGUUUUAUACAAAUAUGUUACACAUGUACAGAUUCUUGUACAAAUGUGUUACAUAUGUACAGAUUCUUGUAUAAAUAUGUUACACAUGUACAGAUUCUUGUACAAAUAUGCUACAUAUGUACAGAUUCUUGUACACAUAUGUUACAUAUGUACAGAUUUUUGUACAGAAAUAUUUUAGCAUUGUACAUGUUCCUGUGGAUUAUGAUUGGUGUACGUAAUUUAUAAUAAAAGAACUAUAUUAUUUAUCUCAAACAUUUUUCUCUAAUUUCUUUAUCUUUGCAACCUGAUAAUUUCAAACUUUUAAAUCUUGCAAAAUCUAAAGUUUGAAAGCUCAAUAUCAAUAUAUUGCAAAGAUCUACGGAUUAGACAAUUAGAGCUUGAGACGAUUAAUCAGUAAAAAACUAGAAUGCUAACUGACCAUUUAAAAAAUUUAAAAAAAAGAUUCUCAGCUAAAAACUAGCAUUCAGUCCCUUUAUUCCCUGCAGCAGUGUAUAUGUCGUUGUUAUUAAAUUUCUAAAAUUUAUUAUAUGUGUUUUGUUUGAUCAUGGCUGUGACUAAUAUAUAUUGUAAACAAUCUGAACUCUCCUACAUUAAUAAAUCAGGAAAUUUUUCAA